AUGAAGGAGUUUCCCAUCAUUCUGGAGACCACCAGCUCUGAGUUAUUCGAGGAGUGUAUAAAGCAACCAGACAUUGAAGUCGGCCAUCCCUCGGAAGACCUGGAGGACGAUUUUUCCAUUCUCUUGGAAGAUGCAUCCAUGCCAAUAGCCGUGAUCGGAAUGGGCUUUCGCGGGCCCGGAGAUGCAACAGACACGAACAAGUUGUGGGAGAUGAUAAGCCACAAACGGGAAGCAUGGUCCCCAAUCCCGAAAGAAAAAUGGAAUAACAAAGCAUUCUAUCAUCCAGAUCAUGCUCGGCAUGGCACGAUCAAUGUGGAAGGAGGCCACUUUAUUGUCGAGGACCUAUCACUAUUUGAUGCCCCAUUCUUCAACAUGACGAGUGAUGAGGCGUCGGCCAUGGACCCUCAACAAAGGUUGCUGUUGGAGGUAACCUAUGAAGGUCUAGAGAAUGCUGGCAUUCCAUUAGCACGAGUCACGGGCACCAAAACUUCUUGUUUCGUGGGUUCAUUCUGCGCAGAUUAUACAGACCUCCUUCUCCGGGACCCAGAGUGCGUGCCCAUGUACCAAUGUACAAACGCCGGACAGUCUCGUGCGAUGAUGUCCAACCGAGUUUCAUACUUCUUCGACCUGAAAGGCCCAAGUGUCACAGUGGAUACAGCGUGCUCUGGGAGCUUGGUGGCCUUACACCUCGCAUGCCAAAGUUUACGCACGGAAGAUGCAUCGAUGGCCAUCGCCGCCGGUGUGAACUUGAUUCUCAGCCACGAAUUUAUGUCGACAAUGAGCAUGAUGAGAUUCCUUUCCCCAGACGGACGCUGCCACACAUUUGACGAGAAAGCAAAUGGCUAUGCCCGCGGCGAGGCUAUUGCCUGCCUAAUAUUAAAGCCACUAGCAAGCGCACUGCGCGAUGGAGACGCAAUCCGAGCAAUAAUUCGUGGAACGGGAUCUAAUCAAGAUGGUCGCACGCCUGGAAUCGCCCUACCGAGUGGAACUGCUCAAGAAGCACUGAUCCGAGACGUCUACGCCAGAGCCGGACUCUGCCCAAGUGAAACGCAAGUCGUCGAGGCACAUGGAACAGGCACACAAGCUGGGGAUCCGGUUGAGAUUGGCGCGAUAGCCAGAUCAUUUGAGCUCGCGCAAAAUCCCGAUCAUGUAUUGCGGAUCGGUUCGAUCAAGACUAAUGUUGGACACCUUGAAGGGGCGAGUGGGGUCGCUGGUGUUAUCAAGGCCAUCAUGAUGUUAGAGAAUCGGAUAAUAUUACCGAGUCGCAAUUUUGAGACGCCGAAUCCUCGAAUAUCUUUUGAUGAGUGGAAUUUGAAAGUUCCGCAAGCCCCCGAACCGUGGGGCACACCUGGGCCGCAUCGCGUGUCCGUCAACAGCUUUGGCUAUGGUGGUAGCAACGCUCAUGUCAUCCUGGAGGAUGCUCUGGGGUACCUAACAGAACGGGGUCUGCAGCGAUGGUUUCGAAGCCCAUCAUCCGCAGCGCAAAAAGGGCCACUCGUGGAUGGACAGUCAGAAUGUUCGGAACCUUUGCGGCAAAGAAUUUUCAUGAUCUCUGCAUUUGACGAGUUGUCAUGUCAGUCUCAGAUUGCGAUAUUACGAGAAUAUCUCGAGUCGAAUAAGGAAUUUGUCCAAGACGACUUCGUGGAUGACCUGGCCUUUACACUCAACGAGCGUCGGUCAACCUUCAUGUGGAAGGCUGCCAUAAUAGGAUCUUCAGUUACCGAUUUAUGCGACUCGCUCUCAAAAGGUCCCAGCAUCCGGUGCUCAGCUCGGAGACCUACAUUAUCAUUUGUGUUUACCGGGCAAGGAGCUCAAUGGGCGGGGAUGGGCAAGGAGCUGCUUCACACAUAUCCAGUGUUCCGGGAGUCAAUAUCUAGGAUCGACAGAUAUCUAGCGGAGCUGGGGUCUCCGUUCUACGUGUCUGAGGAACUUUCCAGGAGCCCGGAAGAUUCUCAGCUGAACCACCCACUUUUGAGUCAAACUAUAUGCUCAACCCUACAAAUUGCUCUCGUGGACCUGCUUGCAUCGUGGAACAUAUAUCCCAGCUCGGUAACCGGACACUCUAGUGGUGAGAUUGCCGCUGCAUAUGCCUGCGGUGCACUCAGCAUGGAAGAUGCCAUGGCGGUUGCAUAUUUCCGAGGCACAGCGGCUAGUCAACUACUGAUUGCUCCGGACAUGAAAGGAGCGAUGAUUGCUAUUGGGAUGUCCAAUGAGACUAUUCAGGAACACUUGGACAGGCUGACCACUGGAAAAGCCGUCGUGGCUUGCAUCAACAGCCCGUCCAGUGUGACGGUAUCCGGGGAUGUGACCGCCAUUGAUGAACUGUCAGAAAAUCUUAAAGAGAAGUCGGUGUUUUUCCGCCGUCUGGCUGUUGAUGUUGCAUACCACUCGCACCAUAUGAAGAUUGUUGCUCAUGAUUAUCUCGCCUCAAUUGAGCACAUAUCGCCGCGACAUGGCCAGGAUCCGGUAUCGCCGCUCAAUAAAAUUUCCAUGUUUUCAUCAGUGACGGGGACUGAGAUACAGACUAGCGAGAUGGGUGCUCAAUACUGGGUAUCAAAUUUACUGGGGCAAGUAAAAUUCUCCGAGGCCCUCAGGAACCUGUGUUUUGAGACAGUCGGUCAACAAAUCGUGACAGGUCUGAUAUCACGAAGGAGAGUCAAGAGACACGGCGCUGCACAAAAGCCCAGUGUAGAUUGUUUACUGGAGAUCAGCCCGCAUUCUGCACUUGCUGGCCCAAUCAAGCAGAUCCUACAAGAUGAUACUAAGCUUCGAGCAGCCGACAUUACUUAUCUGAGCAUGCUCUCCAGAAAGAAUCAUGCCGUCUCUUCAGCUCUUCAUGCAGCAUCCACACUGGCAACGAUGAGUUAUCAGAUAGACUUUGAAGCGAUAAACUUCCCAAAAGAUGUUGAGCUCACUCGAAAACCACGGUUACUUGUGGACAUGCCAUCCUACCGGUGGAAUCAUACAGGAUCUUAUUGGGCGGAGCCACGAAUGAGCAAAACAUAUCGAUACCGCGAGUCACCUCGUACAGACUUACUAGGCGCGCAAGACAGCAUGGCCUGCCCAUUCGAGCGUCGAUGGCGAAAUUACCUCCGAGCCUCCGAAAUACCCUGGCUUCAGGAUCACAGGAUUCAGUCCGACAUGAUAUUUCCUGCUGCUGGCUAUAUCGCUAUGGCAAUAGAAGCCAUCAUGCAGUUGGUUAAAGACCCAGAUACGGCAGAAGAGUUUAUCUUGAAAGACGUUCGGAUACGCUCAGCACUGAUUGUGCCUGAAGCUACAGGAAUCGAAGUCAUGACUUCUCUACGAGACUCUGACAAGGGUCUAACAGAUGAAACAGAUCGAUGGUACGAGUUUCAUGUAUAUUCGGUCUCCAGUGACAAUCGGUGGACAGAACAUUGUGUGGGGGUGGUUGGUGCCACCAGCCCGAGUCUCCCGGACGAUGAAGCAUUUGUGGAUCUCAAUGGGGUUGCAACCGCGACUGCAGCCAGCGACAACAGCCAUAUUUCUGUCGUUGACAUUCCUCAGCUCUAUAAAAAACUGCACGAUGUGGGUUUGGAAUAUGGGCCUUGCUUUUCGAACUUGACAUGCGCCCAAGCAACUCAAAACGGUACCUGCUUCGCCGAAGUCACCAUUCCCGAUACUCGAGAUGUGAUGCCAAUGAACUUUGAGCACCAAUCUCUGAUUCACCCGUGUACCUUGGACAGCAUCUUUCACGCCAUAUUUGCUGCAUUACCCGAAGACAUGGACUUGGAGAUCGGUCCACUCAUUCCAGUGUCGUUCGAGUCUAUGAAGGUCUCUUCUCGCAUUCAGAGGUCAGCUGGGGAAGUUCUCAGUAUUUGUACACAUGUUCGGCCUGCACUGAAAACCAAUGUUGUGGCCUCGAUAACUGCGACUGAUAGUUUAGGCAGCGAGAUCAGUAUGAAACCGAAGCUUUCAAUCAAUAGGCUGCGUUGCGCCCGCCUCGAAGGGACACACGUUGAAAACAAGAGUGAUAUUCCAAUUGCGUAUGGAAUUGAGUGGCAGCCGGACCCGGGGUUUGUUUCGAGGGAGAGCGCCGCCUUCCUAUUUCAACAGCAAGGUAUAAAUGGAAGCGAGUGUUCUGCUGAACGAGAAGAAGAUGAGAGAUACACGGCAAAACUUAUCAGAGAUGCAUUUCUCAAGUUAUCUGGAGAUGUUGAAGAAAACCCCGAUUCUUCGAUUAUCAGGUACAGAGACGACCUUGAGUCCAUCCUUCAGAUGCAUAGCAAAGACCAUCAGGCACAUAUACACAACGGCUGCACACCACUGCGAGAGGAGACCAUGGAUGUUUCCGGGGACAUCGGAGUACUGCUUCGGGAUCUUUCUCACCUUCUAUCUUCGUCCUCUCUAAGGAACACUGAGACCUUCAGAGAUGCCCAGAGCAAGAUGUGGGACUCAUAUCGAACUACAAUUAUGGAAAAUACAGCAUACUGCGCUGCAGUAAAUUAUCUUGGUUUGGUCGGCCACAAAAAGCCGGAUAUCUCGGUCCUAGAAAUCAGCGACGGAGGAGACCAACCAUACAGCUUGUUCUUGGAGAAACUGAUCCCACAUACCCACAACAGGUCUCCACAAUGCUCCAGAUAUACAUUUGCAUAUAGAGAGGAUUAUGGAAUUGAGCGAGCAAGAGCAGACUAUGCAGAUUGGAAGGACAUGGUGAAUUUUGAGAAACUGGAUCUCGACGGUGAUCUCUCUCAGCAAGAGUUGAGCAAACACACCUACGAUGUCAUUAUCGCGCCAAAUGCCUUUAAUUCGACGCAUUCAUUUAGGGAUGGAAUUCUCAAAAUCAAGUCGGUUUUGAAGCCAUCCGGUUACCUGAUCAUACUAAAUACCCUCCUUCCCGCAAGGAGCAUUUUGGAGGCACUCUUGGUUACUGCAGUCUACCAUUGGCCACAUAGAGCGGUUGAAUUAUCGAAAUACGGCGACGGAACGAAGAGAGAGAUCUUACGUGAAGCUGGAUUCAAAGCAGAGGGUAUCAUGAACGAAUGUUUGAUCAUUUGCCGCCCAGACUAUGAAACGGACUCUUUCGACAAGAAGAUAUUGGUUAUUCGUGAAGAUCAUGACGAGGUUUUAAGGAAUCUCUCGGAAGCCCUACAGCAACAAUUGCUGGGUGAGUCGACGGUAUCAAACACGAUCGAAGCGCUUCCAAAGGGUCGAAUCUGCCUUGUUUUGAGUGACUUGGACAGAAGCUUGUUUCAAAGUCCGGAUGCCGAGCUGCUGCAGAAACUAAAGGAGAUAUUCUUCCAAAGCGAAGGGGUACUCUGGGUGACUAGAGGUGGGACAAUGCGCGCUACAAACCCCCAAGCUGGGCUUGCGGUCGGCUUUGCACGAACGGCUCGCUCAGAAUCAGGCGUUCAACCAAUUAUCACGCUGGAUCUAGAUCCACAAUUUUCAAUACUGGACAACUCAAGGGUGAAGAUAAUUGUCAAUCUCAUUAAAACUCAUUUCUUCCAGGAUCGUCUCCCAGAGUACGACACCGAGUAUGCAGAACGGGAUGGAAUAGUCCUUGUUCCUCGGGUGGUAGUUCAAGACGACUUGAACCGCGACAUUAAGAAGAUGAACAAGGCAGAUAAAACAAUUGAGCAGCUAUUUCAAAAGCUAGACAGACCUGUGUCCCUGUUAAAGAAUGAAAUGGGGAACAAAGAAGUCCAUUUCACAGCCACCAAGCAAAUCGCGGAACUCCCCGAGGGAUAUAUCGGCAUCAAGGUUUGCGCCUUUGCUAUAAGUGAACUUGACACCAACGGCAGCAAUGAUCCGAAUGCCUCUCUUGGAGUCAUGGGAUUUGGAAGCAGUGGGCAAGUUUACGAGCUUGGGACAAAUGUCCAGGGAUUUUCGGUGGGAGAUCGCGUUGCUUGCCUUGGAACAGGGACAGCACGGAACUACUACUAUGAUCAAGCUUGCGCCUUUCAGAAGAUCGAAGACAAAAUCUCGUAUGAGCUUGCUGUGUCAUUAAUCAUGGCAUAUACCGCGGCAUACUACAUCAUACAUGAGAUAGCCAGAAUCGAGCACGGUGACAUGAUUCUUAUACACGAAGCAGCCAGCUGGUCCGGCCAAGCAAUGGUUGAGAUUUGCAGGCUAAUAAAAUGUGAUAUCAUUGCAAUUGUAUUCAAGGAAGCUCAAAAGGAUGAGCUCUUCAAUCGUUUCCAAAUGGCAUCACAGCAGAUCCUCGUUGAUGCUGACGGCAAAAACAUGACCCGACAUCUUCUACAUUCCACUCAUGGCAGACUACCUCGGACGGUCAUAACACCUGCCGAGCCCAACAGCAAAACAUUCCGAUCAUUGUGCAAGCUCACUGCUCCAUUCGGUCAUAUAAUUCAUCUCCGAACCCGGUCGCCAGACCAUCAAGCGGCGAAUAUUUGGAGUUUGGAUUGUAAAAACAUCUCGUUCUCUACUUUUGAUAUAUCCGAUCUUCAACCAGGAAAAAUCACCUCAAUAUAUGAAAGCUGGUCCACAGUCAUGUCUCUCUUCAACCAAGGAAAGCUACAAGGUCCUUCUUGUUAUUCCUUUCACAAGGUGACCAAUGUUACCAAAGCAAUUGAUACAGUUUCUUCGACGAAUUUUGCCGUGAUCACCGCGGAAGCCGAUGAUAUGGUACAGAUCUCUGCUUCGAAUAUUUCCAAAAACAUAUUUCACAAUGAGGCGUCCUACCUUUUGGUUGGUGGACUCGGAGGGAUUGGACGUGCAAUUGCUUUCUGGAUGGUGGAGCAUGGUGCCAAAUAUUUAAUUCUGGUCAACCGCAGCGGCUUGUCUACAGAAACGGCUCGAUCCACUGUGCAGUUACUUCGAGACAAGGGUGUUGAAGUAGCGGUGCAUGGUUGCGACAUAUCCGACGAACAGGCAUUUAAAGAAAUGUACACGGAGAUUUUGCGAACUGUGCCACCCAUCAAAGGCGUCAUACAGGGUGCUAUGAUCUUGAAGGAUAUCCACAUCGAAAAAAUGACAGCGGAAGACUACAACACAGUUCUACGUCCUAAAUACGCCGGGACCUGGAACCUACACAAUUACUUGCCCGAAGAUAUAGAGUUUUUCGUGAUGUUGUCAUCUAUUAGUGGCGUGAUCGGAAAUGCCACCCAAUCUGCCUACGCGGCUGGAUCCGCAUUCAUGGACUCAUUUGCAGCAUACCGAAACCACCUAGGCCUGCCUGCGGUGUCGCUGGAUCUUGGUACCGUUACGAGUGUGGGCUACCUGGCGGAAAAUAAUGAACUAGCAGAGAAAAUGGCGAAACAAGGAUUCCAGAGCACCGAUAUAAAAACACUCCUGUCGCUCAUCCAGCUUGCCAUCUCACAGCCACCCUCCAACACUCAUUCACAGAUUGUGACUGGUCUUGGGGAUUGGAAGCCUGGGAAGUCCUUAGCUAAUUUUGAUGUGCCUCUUUUCUCUCAUUUCAGGAGAAGCUUCCAGACCGAUGACUCGUAUGAAGAGGGCACUGACCAUACAGAGAUACUGCAUGAGAACCUCAGAGCUGCCAAGACUCGAGAUGAGGCCGUUCUGGUUGUUUGCGAGGCGCUGUCUGAAAAGAUUGCUGCGCAGUUGAACUUUCCAGUGGAUAGAAUCAGCCUUGGUAGCCCCCUAUCAGAGUUUGGUAUUGAUUCAAUCGACGCCGUCGAGUUACGAAACUGGAUAGCAAAAACCAUGGAGAGCACAGUCCCUAUCCUUGAAAUCCUCGCGAGUGGCUCAGUGCUUCAGUUAGCUGGGAAAAUUGCCAGCCGAUUACAGCUGCUGAAUAUCAAUGACGAGACAUCAUAG
Penicillium subrubescens is the source of this 7761-nucleotide messenger RNA. RefSeq names its product putative polyketide synthase. The record is from RefSeq and is a predicted model, not a curated record. Lineage: Eukaryota; Fungi; Ascomycota; Eurotiomycetes; Eurotiales; Aspergillaceae. Bases 1 to 7761 code for a protein of 2586 amino acids. Gene Ontology annotation, molecular function: phosphopantetheine binding; oxidoreductase activity; fatty acid synthase activity. Gene Ontology annotation, biological process: secondary metabolite biosynthetic process; fatty acid biosynthetic process. The transcript is spliced from 9 exons.